AUGAAUGAUGUAAUUUUCUUUUUGGUAUCAACAGUAUCCAGCUUCAUUCCGACAGUGAACUUGCAGGAGUCAGAUGUCACAUCUGACAGCAUACGCUUCACAUGGGACGAGGUUCCCUGUGAGGAGCUGAACAGUCCAUUAUCAUACUAUAAUUACAAAACGGAGCUCAGAAACCAAGCAACCGGUGAAUUGGUUUCGUCCGACUUACGUUAUCAAGUGAAACGGGCAACUCAGCUUACCCCCUGCACGACCUACAGCUUUAAGGUUGCAGUGAGAAAUACCAUUGGCAUUGGAAGUUAUAGCAAUGCCACUGAGGUGACAACCAGCACUGUUGCUCCAUCUCAGGUUCAGGCAUUAUCUGUGGAUUCUGUGGAAGACCAGCCCACUGCCCUGCGCGUUAGAUGGAAUCAACCGUCUGGCAACUGUCCUAUAGAUAAUUACACAAUCCACUACGACCUGGUCUGGUUAUCGCAGUGCGAGAUACCAGAAAGUAAUCGUACCCUGGUGGGGACAACAGAAGGCACGGAGUACAGCAUCACAGGCCUUUUUCCUCACUCUAGAUACAAGGUUGAUGUGACAGCUAAGACUUCAGCGGGAGAGGGGGACAGAUCUUACGUCUAUGCUGAUACAGCUGACGCGGCCCCAUCAGAACCACCGAGAGGAAUUACCAACACAGCAACAUUGGAACGAGGACUGAGGUUUGAGUGGCAACCACCGUCCUGCCAGGGUCGCCGGGGCAUCAUCACAGGGUACGGGUACCGACUACUGGAUCUAGAGGAAAGAGGGGUAAAUAUUACUGAAAACACCCCUUCGAAUGAGACGCAAGCUGACGUCAGUGGUCUGGUACCCUAUACACUGUACUCAUUCCAAGUCUUAGCACGCACUUCAGCUGGAGAUGGUCCGUAUAGUGAGGCAAUAAGGCUCCGCACAGCCCAAGCAAAACCACCUCAAGUUCCCAUGGUAACGACUCCCAGCGGGAAUGCUACCUCCAUCACAGUUCGAUGGCGUCGUCCAGACCCACCUCACGGCAUCAUCAUCGCUUACUACAUUCGCUAUGGUAUUGUCCUCCAAGGCAAUGAGGAAGUGAAAGUCACUGAAGCACUGAAUGAUACCGUCCUUGAAUUUGUGCUGACUGGUCUGGUUGCUGAUAGCAACUACUCCAUGCAGGUCCAGGCAGAAACAAUAGUGAGCCGAGGUUCUUGGAGUGAACCAUCGUUUUGCACUACGCUUGAAACAGUUCCCUCUGCACCUGUCGGUGUUCAUCUCGACAACAAAGGAGACAACUGCCUCGUCACAUGGAACCCACCUGAGCAAGGAGAUGUUAUAUCCUACAAGAUUUUUCGCAAUGCGUACCUGAUACCGAGGGAUGGAUCGGAUGAUCUGGAUCCAAUUCCCGAUCUAAAUGCAUCAGAUUUUGUUGUCACUGAUGAUACGACUCCAAGAACGUAUUCAGUCAAGAAGAGUGAUCUAGCAACCUACACGCGAUAUAGAUUUCAAAUUUCGGCUUCUACUCAAGCUGGCGAGGGAUCUGUUAGUAAAGAGACCAACUCGAUAUGUGAUUCACCCAGAGCAGCUCCCGUUGAGCUCCAACAGCCCAUGAUUUCUGAUACCCCUGGGAACCCAGUCUUUGAUCGCACCUUCAAGGUGACAAUUGGAUCCAUUAGUCAAAGAAAUGGGCCCGUCAGCUGCGUGGAAAUAACAAUCAUUUGGCUGAAGACUGAUGAAAACGUUGAGGGCACGGAUCCGGACAUACUCUACCAUCCUGACCUGUAUCGCUCCUACGAAGACGCCAAAGUGACUCAAGGAUUACCGUAUGUCGCUGUGGUACUAGAAGGAAACGACUUAAUCGAGUCAAAGGAAGUCACAAUAGGAAGUGGGGGAAAGUCUGAAUGCCAGAGCACUGGAUCCAGGCGCAAAAGAAGACAGGCGCCAAUGAUUCACGAAGGAGAAAAUGGAGCGCUCACGCCGGACAGCAAAUACACGGCUUUCAUACGAGCAUACGUGGUACUAGACAACGGAAUGGAGGACUAUGUCACAAGUCCAUUGCUGCAGCCUGUGUGGACUGCCCAAGCGACUGAUUUUACUGCGAUUAUUGCUGGAAUGUGCGUGCUGAGCGUUGUACUGCUGGUAGUCUUGAUUGCGUUUGGAGUAAUAUUAAGGCGACGUCGCGCAAAGAGCUUUCAACCAUCGCCAACGGUCGUCACUACUAAUGUAGAGAUGGAUGAAAUCGAUUAUGAAAGGCCUAUUAAACCAGAUGACAGGCAGUCCACUGUCUACGAAGACGUUGGCCUGCCAACUUGGGCGUUGAGAUGGGAGAUUCUAUGGAAGAAUUUGGUCGUUGACGACAAAGUCCUCGGUCAAGGGAACUUUGGCGAAGUGAGAUUGGGAACUGUAAAUGUCAGUGGGAAAAAGACCGAGACAGCGAUCAAAGUCCUCAAAGGGCGUGCUUCAGAGACCGACCGUGAAGACUUCAUGGAGGAAUUUCGUACAAUGACCAAUAUUGGGUACCAUCCCAAUGUGGUAUCGUUACUGGGCGCUUGCCAACAUAAAGAUGUGUUGUAUGUCGCCUUGGAGUACCUCCCAAAGGGUGAUCUACGCAGCUACCUACGCACGGGUCGCUUACAGUCGGAGUCAGACGAGGGCGCCCUCUCUCCAGAUCAACUCAUCAAGUUUGCUCUGGAUGUUGCCAAGGGGAUGGAGCAUCUUGCCAUGUCAGGGGUUAUUCACCGUGACUUGGCAGCCAGAAACAUCUUGCUUGGUGAGACACUAGUAGCUAAGGUGUCUGAUUUCGGCCUUUCAAGAGGGGAAGAUAUUUAUGUCCAAAUGUCAAAGCGGCGUGUACCAACCCGCUGGCUUGCCAUUGAAUCUUUGUCAAGUCGCACCUACACAACCCAGAGUGAUGUGUGGUCUUUUGGCAUUCUUCUGUGGGAAAUAGCUUCAAUUGGUGGCACACCAUACGCAACCAUUGCCACCAAGUCACUGCUAGCAAGGCUAAUGCAAGGAUACCGCAUGCCCAAACCUAUCAACUGUGACAAAGAAAUCUUCUCCUUGAUGCUUCGUUGCUGGGAGGAGGACCCUAGCAACAGACCGUCCUUCAGCGAUCUGGUCCGCAUCUUCAGCGAUUUGAGCGACAAGAAGGUGCAACACACAUACAUGGCGGUAGAUCGAGCUCACUAUGCGAAUUUCAGCGUGAUCCGACCGGAACGUGAUGACAACUGAGCCGACAUCGACAAAGAUCUACUUUAAAGACGACUCGACUCCAUCGGGCGCAGUUGGAAUGAUCCUUGAACCUACAGGCGAGCAAUUUGCAUAAAAGCUAGAUUGUAAGUGUGACCCACAGCUUUGCUAGAAAAGGGUGAACAUUCAAAUUCAAAUGACUUUAAAAGACUUCUUAAUUUCGUCGUGUAGUAGCACUUUGUUUUCUGCCUGUGAUAGAUGAAAUAGUGUUCUCUAAAAUAUGAGAUUUUGACAAUGUAGCAUCUGUGCAGUGAUACAUGAUGGAGUAAGUUAAAAUCGGCGGAAGAAGAAACAUACUAACAGGGUAUCAAAUACAUUCUGUUCACGUAAACGAAAUGCACGCAAGGCAUGAAAAAUGGCUAGACUAAAGGCCCCAGUUCGUAUUCGCGUCAACACUUGCGCCAAGUGUUGCGUAUCCGUCAAAAUCGCUCCCGAGGCGUUUUUGACGGCAGAACGCAACGAACGUGUGUGCUGUGUUGAGCCUGGUUUCCAUAUGGUCGUUAGUAGCACAGACGGUCUUCAAAACCUCAAGACGCAGACACGACCGGAAGAGACGCUGUGCGACGUCGUUCCACCCCAAAACAAUGGCGUCCGAAACUCGGAAAAUUUUCGCAAUAAAUGCCUUUUUAGGUGGCAAUGUUGCCUCUUGAAGCCAAACUGAUACUCCAGUUUGAUGUAUUGUUAACGCGUUCGUUGACGAUUGGAGCAUCAUAAUAAGGAGCAAAUUGACAAAAUGAGUGGCACUAAGGGAGAGGAACGUCGUUGUACGUCCGUCAUGCCAACGUGCAUGUUUGUAUAGGCCUACACAGCGACUCAAUGUAGGCAGUCGGCAAAGUUGAAGCGGGCUCAAGUUUGCCGAUUCGUCUGGGGCUGGUUUGCAUUUGUGGCGACUCUUCCGUUGGACAUGUUUCCAUAAUUAUGUCUGUGUUGCAGUUUCCGUCUUGAUUGCGUUGCUGUCUGCAUUUCUUAUGUCGAUUUGGAAAACAGGUUUUAGAACUGAGUCCUAAGACCAUUGUAAAUUUCCAUAGUAAGUUUAGAAAUUAAAAGAUGUGAACAAACGCAAUCGUAGGUGAUUAUCGCUUUUUAAUUAAUUAGAAUUUACAUUGCAUUAUAACUCAUUAUACUUUGGUUCCAUCUGUGGCAUUAAAAUAAUGCAUUUGAGAUUAUUGUAUUUGACUAUAAACAUGUACUCAAGAUUUAACUAUUUUACUGACAUAUUGUUUCAUAAAUGGGUUAAUGGGAUAUUCCAUUAUACGCUUAAACCCACAGUACUGAGUUUUAACACUUUGCUAGCGAUACAACGUAAUGGAAUUUCCUGAGAAGUGAAAGUUUAAUCCUUCACAUUCUUCGAAUAGCUUUUAAAUAGAACUAUGAUCUUGAAACCAAGUGUACUCCUGAGUUUUUUGGCUUCCGUAGUGAAGCUAUCCAUGCUUGGUCAUAUACGACCUGAACCAUUACGAAUAGUUCAGUGCUAUAUUAAAGCCGUAUCUGUGCAGAACGAUAAAGUGCAAACUAAAGAAAUAUGAAUGAUAAAGUGCACUUGAUGUGUGACAUCAUAUGUACAUGUAUUAUUGGUAAUUAUCAGUUUGAUACUUCGGUAAUAAGCUAUAAAUUAUAAUAACGUUGUUAUUAACAGCAUGAUAACAUCAGGAGGCAAUGGUCAUACUCACGUAGUAAAGCAGUUAUGCAUAUAAUUUCUUAUAACGUGAAAUACAUUUUAUCAGAAUCUCCAUAUUGAUCAGUAGGCCUACGUGGGUGUGAGCAUUUUGCCAUCCCCGUCGGUUCUCAAGCACAAGGCGCCCACUACAAAUUUGUAAAUGAAAAAUUUCCAGCUCCACAAACAUCGUGGGUGUUUGUAUAACUGCAAAGGCUCCCGUUCUUAGUGAUAUUAGGACUCUAGAAUUGCCGCCGUGGAAAUCAAUCUAUGCGGAUCUUGAUCUGAAAAGAGCCCGUUCGGCAUAAAGCGCGUCCGGGAUCAUUCAGGACCUGAGCCAAUCAGUGAGGCUGAACAUUCCAAUUUACUCACUCUUUCGUUGGCAUCGUACGAUAUUAUUUUCAUCUGACAAUGACGGUGCUGCGAAUUCUGGCCUCGGUGAUAGUUGAGGUUUCUCGACCAAAGUUCAUUUUGGUUGAGAUAGCUCGUGUAGUUUAAAGUGGUCUCUGUGAAACGCGAAAGGUUGGUUAUACUGUUAUCUAGGUGUUUAAUGCAAACGGACGAUAUCGAUGGCACGCAUGCUUUCUUAUGCAAACUGCGUUUUUUAUAAAGAGAACCCAUGGCAUUUAGAGCGUAUAAGCAUCUAAUAUUGGUCGAGGUAAUUUAUUUCAGAAUUUGGACAUCUUGUGACUCCACUCUGAUCGACCUCUGUCAUUAAACCUAAAAACUAAAAAGAUUAAUAUAAACGGCAGCAGUUACUCAAUAACGUAGUUGUACCAUAGUUAAUUUGAGUUCAGAUGUUGUGUUUGGAGAACUAAGAAAAUAUGUGUGUUAUGCCAGCACAAGAACAAUUUCUCUUUCAAUUAAAUACAAUGUGUCAAGCGCUAUGGAACCUUUUGACCCGUAAGAGGAACUGUUUUAUUUCAUUUCAUUUAUUAAUUUAAAAUCAACAUUCAAAAUACAGAUAAGAUGCAAUAAAAGCUAUCAUCAAUAAUGGUUUUACCACAAGAUACCUGAGCAACUUUCUUACCUGAUAUACACUUGGGGUAAAAAGGACCAAUGACGCGGUCUAAAUUUGCUUGUUGCCAUGGUAAUGUUUCCCAAAUUGGGGUGUUAAUGGCCCACAAAACAACACAGUUCUACAGACUUCAUUUGAAUUCUCUACAGUAUUUACCUUUGAUAUAUUAUUGGCUAUCAAAAAUAAAGGUAAAGACCAAUGUGUGAUAAACUACACCCUCUGCAAUUCUUGAUUUUUUUGCUGAAUCACUGGUCUUUGAAAUUAACAUUUUGUUUGUCCUUUCUGUUAUA
This is a messenger RNA of Acanthaster planci (crown-of-thorns starfish), 6199 nucleotides long. RefSeq lists its product as uncharacterized. Gene Ontology annotation, molecular function: transmembrane receptor protein tyrosine kinase activity; ATP binding; protein binding. Gene Ontology annotation, biological process: positive regulation of kinase activity; multicellular organism development; cell surface receptor protein tyrosine kinase signaling pathway. The record is from RefSeq and is a predicted model, not a curated record. NCBI's taxonomy places the organism in Eukaryota, Metazoa, Echinodermata, Asteroidea, Valvatida, Acanthasteridae. Gene Ontology annotation, cellular component: signaling receptor complex; plasma membrane.